Molecule: messenger RNA, 1635 nt
Organism: Mercenaria mercenaria
Lineage: Eukaryota; Metazoa; Mollusca; Bivalvia; Venerida; Veneridae
Exons: 6
Coding region: 104-1525 (473 amino acids)
Source: RefSeq, a predicted model, not a curated record
GAAUUAUAAAGACCUCGGUUGAACCUAGAGAUAAGAAAUAUCUAAUUUGGUGUAAAUGUAUAGAGCCAUUUCAAAAUUAUUUCACGAUAUUUGAGAAAACAAGAUGUUGAGGAUAUGUUGUAUGAUACUGUUGUGCUAUGUAAGAGGAACUAAUACGGCACAGGCAGAUUGUAAAGUUUCUUCCUAUGGCACUCACUUUGUUUUUGGGUUUUUCGACUUGCCCUACAUCAACCGGUCAGAUAGGAGUGUGUCGAGGCCAGACCUAAGUAUAUUAGCGUCAUCAAGAUCGGGUACAGAUAUUCACAUCUCCCUUCAAAGCAAAAACACGGAUUCCGCGAGCAAAACCCCCACUGAAGUUACAACUACCUAUUAUGUUUACCAAAACAAGGAAAUAUCCUUUAAUUCUUCAUUCAUCAACCAGUAUCGUAACAAAUCUACAGGAGGUGUCAUUAAGAUAACGUCCGACAGCCCAAUUUCGUUAAUGGCCCUGUAUAAGUUUGCUGACACUAAUAAUAACCAUAUAAAGAUCCAUCCCAUCCUACCUACAAACGCUUUGUCGUCAUCCUACGUCAUACCUUCCUACGAAGGAAACACCAAUUAUCACAGCAAAAAUAAAUUUAUGCUUGUUGGUCUCAACGACUCGACGAGCGUUCGAUUUGAAGGUUAUGAGACCGGUUCGAUGGUAUAUACGGUGGACCGUAACAAAGUUUUUAUGUAUGAAAGGGAAGUCGAUUUUAGCAGCACUACAGCCGAAAGCAAUCAUCCAGUGGCCAUAUAUUCUUAUAUUACGAUUGGACAGGUUACAACUAUGCCCAGUAAUAGCUAUGAUCGUUCACUGACCAUGCAGGUACCUCCAUUGGAUCAGAACGCUGUGCAUUUCGUCGUUCCAUCGCUACCUGGUGGUUCCGUUGAUAGGUACAAAGUUCGUAUUUACGCUUCUUCCCAGAAUGCAGUUGUACAGAUUCACUCAACUUCCGCUCACACAGAAACUGUGCAUGUGUACCAUAAAAUCUUCUAUGAACUGGAUGCAGAUGGUUCGGAUAUACUUGAAAUAUUGUCAGACUCUCCUUUAGUGGUCGUGCAGAUAGCUCUGAAUAGUUAUCGACAAGCAUUGUUCAUGACAGAAAUUCCCGCGGUGUCACAGUAUUUGAAUUCAUACUACGUCGGAUUCCCUUCCGGAAUAUUCCCUGCUUCGCCCAGUACAAAAAUAAUUAUAACUAUUCCGUCCAAAGAAGUAUCCGGACUGCUUAUCGACCGGAAACCGAUCAUUCACAAUUCAAGUCAGCUUAAAAAGUCACCGCUCGGAAACUUCACUAUUCUCACAAGAUCAGCUAGUUCGACGGUUUCCGUGACGCAUGCAGGAUCUGAACACUUUGGAGUCCUCGCUCUAGGUCAAUGGCAAACAGAUAUUAAUCAUGGUUUUGGUUCCACACAUGUAUAUGAAGCGUAUGGCUUCCAAGCUGGAAUGCAAUUCACAAAACCAGGUUGUGGGUCUGUCAGUCCUUCUGGUCAGGUUGUAGGCUAAAAAGGAACGGUCAGCUAUCCAUGGAUGAAAGGGGACAUGUUACUUCAAUUGAACAGAAUUUUGACAAACCUAUGUCCUUUAAUAAAAUAAAGAUUGAAUCUGGAAAUUAA